Crotalus tigris (Tiger rattlesnake) is the source of this 5463-nucleotide messenger RNA. RefSeq names its product KN motif and ankyrin repeat domains 1 (gene KANK1). NCBI's taxonomy places the organism in Eukaryota, Metazoa, Chordata, Lepidosauria, Squamata, Viperidae. Gene Ontology annotation, cellular component: cytoplasm; cytoskeleton. Bases 424 to 4422 code for a protein of 1332 amino acids. The transcript is spliced from 12 exons. The record is from RefSeq and is a predicted model, not a curated record. Gene Ontology annotation, molecular function: protein binding. Gene Ontology annotation, biological process: negative regulation of actin filament polymerization.
CAGCCGCAGUGCGGACCAGCCGGUGUGUGCGAGUGUGGAGCGAGCGAACGAGCACGAACUGCUACAAAAGAAGCGCGAGCGGAGUUUGCAGGCUCAACUCCGAGGCGGCGUCAGCUUCUGUUGGACGGCGAUUCCUCGGGCUCGCUCUCCCUCCCUCCUCUCGCAGUCCUCUCCGCGCCCGUCGGGUGGGCUUUGACGGUGGAAACAACCGGUGCCUGGCACGUCUCUUCCCCGGAGGAGCCGCCUGCUCCAGGACCUCCCCUCCCCCGCGCUGCCCUCGCCUCGGGACUGGCACGGCACCGCCGCCGCCUCCCCCACUCCUGUCCUUACAGGUUAAAGCGCAGCGAGGUUGCAUGCCUUGGACUUGAUGCUUGAUUUGCAUGACUCCUAAUAAUCAGGUGCUGGAUUUGCCAGUGAGCAAACAUGGCCCACCACUCAGUGAAUAUUAAUGGCAGUUUUACAGAAAAUGAAGAAAAUGCCAUAAAUGGGGAGGAUGACAAAAUUCAGAAAGAUCCCUAUUUUGUGGAAACACCUUACGGCUACCAGCUUGAUCUGGACUUUCUCAAGUAUGUGGAAGAUAUACAGAAGGGAAAUACUAUUAAAAAAUUGAACAUUCAGAAGAAGCGGAAAGUGACACCACCUUUUGCUACUGUCAAAAUCGCUUCCAAUCAGUACGGUGGAUGGACAUCAAAUGAAUCUCUUUCUUCAUCCAACAGUGAUGAAAACAAACAUUCAUCUUUACUUUUUACAGCCCAAAGCCAAUUAGCAGGGACAACUUCUGCAAGGCCAUCCUUGGCAUUUGAAGCCUCUCCAAGCUUCCUAACUAUCCCUGAAAGCAAACCAUUACUUCCUCCUUCGCCACAGCUGCCUAGACACAACCUUCGAGUUACAAAAACUCUCAUGGAAACACGUAGGAGAUUGGAGCAGGAGAAAAUGGCAAUGCAACCCAUCCCUGGAGAAACUCGGAGGCCUAGGCUUUCCAGUUUUGGAGCCACGGGCUCAACCGGCUCGCUUCCUUCUUUUGUAGGAUCCAGCAGCCAGAAUCAGAUGUGCCAGCAAUUUCAGAAUGGCUAUCAAGGCAAUGGAGAUUGUAAUCUUUAUCUGGCCUCCUCUUUGGGCAGUUCUAUUCGGCAUAGCCCCUUGAGUUCAGGAGUAUCAACACCUGUGACUAAUGUGAGCCCGGUGCACCUACAACACAUCAGGGAACAAAUGGCCAUUGCCCUCAAACAUCUCAAGGAACUGGAGGAACAAGUCAAAACCAUCCCUGUACUCCAGGUUAAGAUCUCGGUACUUCAGGAGGAGAAAAGACAGCUGGUGGCAAAGCUCAAAAGCCAAAGAAUGGUCAGUCAGAAUGACACAGGCACCUUCAGAAAGCGAUCUUACAGUGCAGGAAAUGCAGAGCAGUGGAAGCAGCUCUCGUCAGUCAGAGGAGGAGGAGGGGAGCUUUACAUAGACUGUGAAGAAGAUGUGGGGAAUGUAGGGCAUAGCACAGAGCAGGUAGAAGAGUUCAGGCAGUUGACCGCCGAAGUGCAAGCCCUGGAGAAAAAGAUCCAGGACAGCAAUUACGAUAUUCCCUCUGUGCGAGGCAAUCGAGCAAACAUAGCAAAAGAGAACAGGUCAAUUGCUGUUGGUGCAGAUGAAAGUAUGAAUGAUAUUGUGGUAUAUAACAGAGCUUUGAGGGCAUGCAGGGAUGUAGCGGUGGGCACAGAUCUGAAGACUAAAGAUUUUAUUGCUGGGGUAUCAGAAGAAAUGCUUGGCCUGUCUACUGAAGCUGAGAGAGAGAUAGAACUUCAGCAUCAGAUGAUUGAAUCCCUUAAAGAGAAAAUCUACCGGCUGGAGGUUCAGUUGAGGGAAGCUACUUACGACAGGGAGAUGAUCAAAUUAAAGCAUGAGCUUCAGGCAGCUGGAUCUAGGAAAAAAUCAGACAAGGCAUUAAUGGCACAGCCCCUUGUCUUCAACAAAGCGGUAGGCACAGUAACGCAAACGAGAGACCAAAUGGUGGGAAAUCACGUGGAUAGUGUUGAUUCAUGUGUAGGGAACAGUCCCCAGAUGAGUAGCAUUGGUGUAUUGUGUAGGCCUAUGUUGCAGAGUUCAGCUGUGGGACCAGAUGUCCCCAUGAAUUGGUGGAUUGUGAAAGAGAGGAAUGAAAUGUGUGAUCGUUGCAUUGGGAAUUAUGUUGAGACCCACAAUAAAUGUGUGGGCACAGAAAUUAGCUUCUGCGAAGCCGGGGUCAAUACAGAGGAAUUAGUGGACAGCCUAAGCCUGCAUAAGACAGAACUACAAAUCAAGGAAGUAUGGUCACCUGGUGGUAGAGACUAUUUGGAUCUGACAUUCUGUCCACCUAAAAAGACCACAUCUUGCAGCACAAACACAGAGACUGCUUGCAGAGCCAAUUCUGGAAUCAUGGCAGUGCCUUGUACAAUUAACCAAGGAACCAAUACAGUAUUAGAAAAGGCUGAUGGAUUCACCAACACAGAAAUGACUACUUUGACAGAUUCCAGCACCAAUACUUUAUUGAGCACUUCCGAUAAGCAGACAAACACUGUGGCUGUGGAGCUGAAGACGGUGGCUGUCGGAGAUGGUAGGGUCAAGGAUGUAAAUACUGCUGCUAAAACUCGUUCCAUUGGUAUAGGAACUUUGCUUUCUACCACUGCUAGCUUUGAUAAAUCUUCUCUAACAAAGACCAAAGACUGUGGAGUAGGGCAGAUCAGUAUUCAUGAGAACUAUCUAGUUGGAUUAAAAAUGAGACACAUUGCCUGUGGUCCACCACCAGUUUCUCUUGCGCCACCCAGCACAAGAAGCAUUGGUGUUGGGGAUGAUGCUGUGGAUGAUUCAGGGAACCCCGACACCGAUAGUGCAUUUCCUCUGCCCGAAAUAAGGACUGGCCUGGACCAUUACAUUGAACGUGUUCAAAAGCUUGUUCAAGAACAGCAGAUGCUCCUUGCUGAAAAUUAUGCUGAACUAGCAGACGCUUUUGGAGAACCUCACUCACAAAUAGGUUCUCUCAAUUCUCAGCUCAUCAGCACUCUAUCAUCUAUCAACACAGUCAUGAAAUAUGCAAGUACAGAGGAACUGCGCAGCUUAGAGACACCAAAACAAUGCAUGGACAAACCUACUACUACAGGCUCUUCAAAAUUGAACCUAGGGCAGGAAAUUGGGACCAUAAAUGAGGAAAAGACUGCAAUAAUUGGAAUGAAACAGGACCAAAAGAUUUUGACUUCCCAGGAUAGCACAUUAUCUUCAAUUAAUCUUACAGAUGACCAGCUUGCUUCUGGGCUUUAUGUGUGUGCAAAUGAUGGCAUUUUGAAGUCCAUCAUGAAGAAAAAAGAUGGGAAAAAAGAUGAGAAUACAAAGAAGAAUUUGCAAUUUGUGGGUAUAAAUGGAGGGUAUGAAACCACAUCAAGCGAUGAUUCUAGUUCGGAAGAAAGUUCCUCCUCGGAGUCUGAUGAUGAAUGUGUUGGGAAUGAUUAUGUUCAGAUUGAAAAUUCCAGCUUAAUUGAAAGGGAACAAAAGCAUAGAUUAAACUUAAAAGAUGUUCAGUCUGUUCAAGCAGAAGAAAUAAUGCAUGUUCAGGAGCCUGAACCUGAGGAAGUAGAAAUCCGUGAGAGAUAUGAACUGAGUGAAAAGAUGCUGUCAGGAUGUCAUUUUCUGAAAAACAGCAUUGAUGAUCCAAAAGCCAUGAGCAGUAAAGAAAUAAGAUUUUGUUUAAACACCAUCCAGCAUGAGUGGUUUCGUAUAUCAAGCCAAAAAUCAGCUAUUGCUGCCAUGGUUGGAGACUACAUAGCUGCUUUUGAAGAGAUUUCUCCUGCAGUCCUUAGACAAAUCAUCAACAUGGCAGAUGGAAAUGGCAACACGGCUCUUCAUUACAGCGUCUCCCACUCUAACUUUGAAAUUGUGAAACUGCUUUUAGAUGCAAAUGUCUGUAAUGUAAACCACCAAAACAAGGCUGGCUAUACUCCUAUUAUGCUGGCUGCCCUUGCAGCUGUGGAGGCAGAAAAAGACAUGAAAAUAGUGGGAGACCUCUUUGCCUGUGGAGACGUGAAUGCAAAAGCUAGCCAGGCUGGUCAGACUGCUCUGAUGCUUGCUGUGAGCCACGGGCGAAUAGAUAUGGUGAAAGCUCUGUUGGCUUGUGGUGCAGAUGUCAACAUCCAAGAUGAUGAGGGUUCCACCGCUUUGAUGUGCGCAAGUGAACAUGGGCAUGUGGAGAUAGUCAAACUUUUGCUAGCUCAGCCUGGAUGUAAUGGUACCCUGGAAGACAAUGAUGGCAGCACAGCACUUUCAAUAGCCCUUGAUGCGGGGCACAAGGAUAUUGCUGUUCUCCUCUACGCUCACGUAAACUUUUCAAAAACUCAGUCCCCGGGAACUCCAAGGCUUGGGAGAAAGCCUUCCCCAGGUCCUACUCACAGAAGUUCAUUUGAUUGAUAAUGCACAGAGAUGUGUAAAACUGCCACAUCCUCUAAGCUGCUAGGGAUUACUGUUUUACAGUGACAGAUGUUGAAUGUAAUCGUCAUGUGCCUGUACUCACCAGCAAAUUGAAAGCCAAUAUUUAGAGCUAGAGUAGAGUCUGUAAGAAAGAGGUUAAGAAGCACUCUUGCUGAUAAGAGAAAGUUUACACAUGGUGUGGCUGUCAGCUGAUACUUCAGAUCAAUCCUCACCACUCGGAUUGGUCAAACUCAUCCAUACUGCAGAAACUUUUAGGUUUUCAAUAAGGUGAAAGAAUCUGGUAUAAUUACAGUUUGCCGGAUGGAUGACUUGCUGUAUGGGAACAGCUGUCAUAAAAGAAUGGUUCUCUGCUGCACCAUAGGUCACAUCAACCUUAAAGUCCCCUUUUGUUCCUAUUUUCAGCUUCCAGAAAAUAGCUUAUCUUUGCUGCCGAAUAUAUUUUGCUAUUACCUGCAUACAGUUAUUUAAGCUAGCUGUUUGUUUAUGACUCUACUGUAUUACUUUGUAAAGGUAUGUUCUCUAUAUUUAUAUUUGCUACUGUUGGGAUGUUGGCAAGAACCCUUUUAUUAUACAUGUCAUUCCAAAAUGGUUUUGAUUGUUGUUUGAAUGCUUUUAUAUUUAAAAAGGGAUAAUUGUUUAAAUUUGCCCUGUGGAAUGUCAGCUGGUGGCUUCAUGGCUUAAACAAUAGAAGAUAGAUCAUUAUGGCCUGAAUUGGCUAAAUAAAUUGUUGCUGCCGACUUGUAUAGCUUUUCUAUAACAGAGUCACUCAGUAUUUUGGACACUUUGAAUUCCAACAUAACCAAAAUAAUACUUUACACAUAAUUAUUAUUAUUAUUACAUUUUUAUUAACUCCAUGAUUCCUAAGAUGUUGGAAGAUGCUAUUCUCUAGUGAAUGCAAAUGUAGUUCUGGGCACCUAGAAUGCUUAUUUUCUUGCCUUGUUCUCUGCAUCAUAUGCAUUUUAAUGUUUGAAGUGCCUUAGAUUCUUGCCAUAUUUUCAAAAUAAAAAAUUCUUUAGCUUA